Molecule: messenger RNA, 716 nt
Organism: Brassica oleracea var. oleracea
Lineage: Eukaryota; Viridiplantae; Streptophyta; Magnoliopsida; Brassicales; Brassicaceae
Product: agamous-like MADS-box protein AGL9 homolog
Exons: 6
Coding region: 1-534 (177 amino acids)
Biological process (GO): positive regulation of transcription by RNA polymerase II
Cellular component (GO): nucleus
Molecular function (GO): protein dimerization activity; RNA polymerase II cis-regulatory region sequence-specific DNA binding; DNA-binding transcription factor activity, RNA polymerase II-specific
Source: RefSeq, a predicted model, not a curated record
AUGGGAAGAGGGAAAGUAGAAUUGAAGAUGAUAGAGAACAAGAUCAAUAGGCAGGUGACGUUUGCAAAGAGAAGGAAGGGUCUUUUGAAGAAAGCACACGAGCUUUCCGUUCUUUGUGAUGCAGAGGUUGCUCUCAUCAUCUUUUCUAAUAGAGGAAAACCGUACGAGUUUUGCAGUAGUUCGAGCAUGAUUCGGACACUUGAGAGGUACCAAAAGUGCAAAUAUGGACCUCAAGAGCCCAAUGUGCCUUCAAGAGAUGAGGCCUUAGCAGUUGAACUUAGUAGCCUACAGGAGUAUCUCAAGCUUAAGGAGCGUUACGACGCCUUGCUGAGAACCCAAAGGAAUCUAUUGGGAGAAGAUCUUGGACCUCUGAGUACAAAGGAGCUUGAGUCACUUGAGAGACGGCUUGAUUCUUCUUUGAAGAAGAUCAGAGCUCUCCGGGUACUCACUAUGCUCGACCAGAUCAAUGAUCUCCAGAGUAAGGUACCAGGGGCAGCAAGAUCAUGGAAUGAAAGCAGGACCAAGUGUGAAUAAUUUACAUGUGGGAUUUGUUACCAUAUGACGCCAACUUUAUUUGAUAUUUCUACAAGUUUUUUUAACUUUUUAUAUUAAAACUUUCUCUUCCCCUCUUAGACUACAUGAUAUGAGUACCUCUCUCUCUCUUUCUAAAUCUAUGCCUUGAGUGCAUUCGUUUGUGUGUAUUGUUUAUUAUGCCC